Molecule: messenger RNA, 4267 nt
Organism: Leptonychotes weddellii (Weddell seal)
Lineage: Eukaryota; Metazoa; Chordata; Mammalia; Carnivora; Phocidae
Gene: TRIM52
Product: tripartite motif containing 52
Molecular function (GO): zinc ion binding
Source: RefSeq, a predicted model, not a curated record
CCGUUUAGAGAAGAAAAGUUGGGAGGCACGCGAGCCCCCACGCGAGAUCCUUAGCCCUCACAGCAACUCCGCGCCACCGCAAGCCCCACCUCGCUGCGUUUCUGCAGCGCACGCCCCCGCGCCCGAGCGCAGCCUCUGAGAAGGCGUUCUCACUACCACAAAGGUCUCCGGCUAGAAGGGCCGGAAGUGCACCAGAGCUCGAGCUUGGCCGCCUCACUCCCCCCCGUUUUGGGUCGGUUCCUGCGUACUGGCUCCGGUGAGACUGCCGGAUCUCAUGUAUCUGGCUAACUGGAGCGGCGGUAAGCCGCUCAAUGGCUUAAAUUGAUUCUUUCCACCUCUACUUAUUCUCACUAGUCUUUUCUUCUUCGGGCUGGCUGCAUGGCCGGCCGGGCUCCCAGCUGUGGCGUCCCCUGGGGCAUCAUAGAGAAUGUGGUCCUCCGUCGGCUCAGUCUACCCCUUCCCGAGUGUGGGUUAGAGCGCCUACGUCAUUUUCUGUCGCCUCGGGCUGGGUGAGGAGUGUCGACACCUGAGGAGGACGCCGCUGGAUCGGGUAAACCUGGAGGGAAGCAAGAAACGUCAGGAUCUGGGUUUGCAAGCUGAGCCUCAAAGGAAAGUGGAGGCUGCAGCCUGGUUCAGCCCCCGCUGCCCUUGGGGGGCGGCUGAGUCUGGACCGCGGGCUUUCGCGCCUUGAGCUGGAAAAAGCCUGAGGGAAGGGAGGAAGGCAUCUCUGCGGGCCUGAGGAGGAAGAGCAGGGUUGAGAACAGCCCUGGGUCACAAGCGUAGCUUGGAGGCAGGCCCGCAAAGCAGUCCCCCAGCUCCUCAGCUCCGAGCUGAGGCAUCCACACACACAGGCUGCGCAUUAAAAUGGCUGGCUAUGCCACUAUUCCUAACCCCAUGCAGACCCUUCAGGAGGAAGCGGUUUGUGCCAUCUGCCUGGAUUACUUCAAGGAUCCUGUGUCCAUAGGCUGCGGGCACAAUUUCUGCCGAGGGUGUGUGACCCAGCUGUGGGGCAAAGAUGAGGACGACAGGGAAGAGGAGGAAGAUGAAUGGGAGGACGACGAGGACGACGAUGUGGAGGGGGCCAUCGGUGGAUGGGACAACUCUAUUCGAGAGGUUUUGUACCAGGGCAAUGCUGAUGAGGUGUUCCAGGACCAAGAUGAUGAACUCUGGGUUGGUGACGGUGGCGUCAGGAAUUGGGACAACGUGGACCAGGAGGAAGAGGAGGAGGAAGACCGGGACUAUUACCUGGGAGGCUUGAGACAUGACCUGAGAAUUGACGUCUACCCAGAAGAGGAGAUACUGGAAGAAUACGAUGAGGACGACCAAGAGCUGUAUCCUGACACCCACCUGCCUCCUCCGGCCCCUCCACGUCAGUUCACCUGUCCCCAGUGCCGAAAGAGCUUUACACGUCGCAGCUUUCGUCCCAACUUGCAGCUGGCCAACAUGGUCCAGAUAAUUCGCCAAAUGUGCCCCACUCCUUAUCGAGGAAGCUGGGGGAAUGACCAGGGCAUCUGCUCCAAACACCAGGAAGCCCUGAAGCUCUUCUGUGAGGUGGACAAAGAGGCCAUCUGUGUAGUGUGCAGAGAAUCCAGGAGCCACAAACAGCACAGCGUGGUGCCAUUGGAGGAGGUGGUGCAGGAGUACAAGGUUCAGCUGUUGACUGCUGUAUCACAAGUCAGACUGUUUAAACUUGCUCCUCGCUAUUCCUGUGGCUGUACCCGGGACCUCAUCUUUACACAGACUUGCUACACAUCUGAAAUCCUCAUCUCCAGUUGCACUAUGACCUUAGCUCUUAGCCUUCUAGUGCAGUCAAACACACUCCAGUUAUACCUGCCCUUCAGUUUUAUGGAGGCCACAGUUCCACUGACUCCUAAUUUUUUUCCUUCCCAAUUUAAUAGACACUUGCUAGCCUUAAUUAUUAUCCCACUGAGCCUGGACCUUAUGAGUAGUCGGGACUUUAAGAACUGAUCCACACUGUAGCCUAGACCUAUGUUUCUCAACCUCAGCACUAUUGACAUUUUGAGUAAAAUAAUUAUUUUCGGGGGAGGGGGGCUGUCCUGUGCACUGUAGGAUGCCUAGCAGCAUCCCGGGACUCUACCCACCAGAUGUAAGUAGCACUCCCCCACCAGCUGUGAAAACCACAAAUGUCUCCCAACAUUUCCAAAUGUCUUGUGGAGAGGGGUGAGAGAAACAAAAUCAUCCGUGGUUGAGAACCAUUGGUCUCUACUCAGGGAAAGUGGUCAAAUCCACAGAUGUGCCAUUUGACCAGCUUUACAUAUGCCCUAUAGCCAGUGACUGACCUACAUGUUUAAAAGUGUUGAAUGGAAGAAUAGCUCCACCUAGCUAGAACCUUAUUAAACGCAGUCUUAGUGGAUUAACUGAUACGACUCCUACUUCUCCCAGCUCUUGGCAGGCAGGUGGCAGAGUCAGCAGACCUUUUUUUAAACCAGAGCUGCCUCUGUCACUGCCAUUUGGGAGAACAGGGGCUAUGACAGAUAAAGCAGUAUAUGAAAUGAAGAUCUAGAAAUGAUGAGUAAGGCAAUCACUUCAGCAAACAUCAGUUUCAGCAGAGCCAAUCACUUUGACAGUCAUUUUUUUUGCUUUGGUUUUUAAGUAUUAUGCAGAACUUAUAAAACCAGAACCUGUCUGCUCCUGUUGGGGUGUGUGGCCCUGGAAUCACACAUAUAACAUCAGCUCCUAAAGCACUUCCUUAAAACCUAGGUUUCCUGCCACUGGCCAUCAACCUCUGGCCCCUAUGCCAUGCCUCCAGAAAUCUUUAUAGGACCUAGAGUUCUAUGCUAUUCUCCACCCCCAAUCCCUGACCGCCCCCCCUUGAAAGUUAUCCUGUAAUAGUGAGGUUAUUACAUUUACCAAUUGCUAAAAUAGGGUAACAAAUAGGGGGACAUAAGACAGCCUGCUAUACCAGGUCUAAAAGGACUUUGCAACAAUGGAAGUGUUCUCAAUCUGUGCUGUUUGAUGUAGUAGGUAUCAUUAGCUACCUUGAGCUUGAGCUCUUGAAAUGUGUCUAGUCCAACUCAGGAACUGAAUUUUUAAUUGUAUUUAAUUUUAAUUAAUUUGAAAUAGCCAUACAUGGCUAGUGGCUGUCAAAUCACAAUGAAUUGUACAGUUCCAUAGAAAUAAGGCAGGUUGAAUUCUGGUCCUUUCUAGGACUCUCAGGAGUAGAAGCAAGUCCAAAGGGAAGAUGAAAAAGAAGUGGGAACUCUCUUUUCCCAAUCAAGAGAGGUAGGCUCAAAGGUGGUAUUUUGGGGCAUAGAAGAAAAUAUUUAAAAGAAGGCCUUCUUGUAUUUUUUAAAAAUGUGACUAAAACAGUCUUGAACUAGUUCCACUUGUGAUUCAUGUGGAUCACAUGUGAGAAAUGUGAUAGAGGAGAACUCUAAUAGGAAGUAGCUAAAAAACAAACUGUUUUACCCUCUUCCCAAAAAAGAGCCAGGGCUGGGGCCUCAAAAUAGGAGGAAUAUAAGAAUAAAUAAGGUUUUAUUUGGUGCCUGACUUUUUGACAAUGGGAUGUGGGGCAAAACCUAGCAUUAAAGUAGGUAAGUGGGUUCUUCCCUUUCUCCUCUCACACCUAAAUCCUGACAGGAUGAUAAAGAAAUCAUGGAGUCCUAGAAGGGAAAGCAGUCUGUACUGGUAGUGAUAAUGAGAAAAGAGGAAGUGAGAGGUUUUCGGAAUAACAGGGCUGAAAAGGAGGAGACUGUGAGAGCUAAAAGUGGUGACAAAUUUAACUUUUAAUGAUAUAGUCUUUGCCCACAAACCAUAGUCCUCAGAGGUACAGUCUGAGAACCCUGGGCAGGGGGAAAUAGCUCAUCUUGGCAUGUGAGAAGUUGGAGGAGGAGAUGUGACAGUAGACCAGCAAAGAAGGAAGGAAGAGUUACUACUCUUCUCCCCACCUCUAUCCCUCCCAAAGGAGGAAAAUGAGCUAGAAAUAGCCUUAAAAAACAGGGAGUGGCUUAUUCUUAUUCGUCCAUAGCUUAGGCCUUCCUAAUCUUUUACCCCAUCCUAAAGGACUCAGAUGCAGAGUUGGUCAGAGACUUCUGAUUGACAAUUCCACUUGGUACCAAGCAGGGACCCACAAAAAUGAAGGACAAAGGUCACCUGGAAGAGGAUCACUGGAGGUCACACCCCCUUUCUGUCUGCAUUUCUUAAGCACAUAGAAUCCUCUCUCUCCCCCUCCAGCAGAGGAUGGAAUUUCUCAGCAAGCUCUGGUUAUUUAACCCAAGUAUGAGCAGGAAGGACUGUUUCCUCUUCA